Molecule: messenger RNA, 1159 nt
Organism: Carya illinoinensis
Lineage: Eukaryota; Viridiplantae; Streptophyta; Magnoliopsida; Fagales; Juglandaceae
Exons: 6
Coding region: 146-712 (188 amino acids)
Source: RefSeq, a predicted model, not a curated record
CCUAAUAUAAAAAUCUGCCCGCUUUGGCGGAAAUCUCUGCGCAUUUCCUUUUCCUGUCACAGUUCAGAGCCAGAGACCCAGUACCAGAGCCCAACUCCAGCAACACGCGGGUGCUUUCGCGUACCCAGUUUAAGAGUUUCCUAAGAUGGAUUCUACUUCAAAUGGCGAAGAAGCCACUUCGUGGGAAGAACUAUACAAAAUUAAUUUGAUGCCGUCAGAGUUGUUUUUGAAGUUCAGGAAAGAAGUUCAAGGUAUUCGUGUUGGUCUUAAUUUGGAGUUCUACAAUGUUCCCACGAAUGAAUACCAAGCAAAGCUUGUACUGAAGCCCUUAUCACCUGACCGAAGGUGGAAGUUCAUCUAUGAGCCUAUACAUCAGGAUGUACGCCUUGUUUCAAAGAAAAUCCCCAUCACCAAAUUUCUAAAUCUCCAGGUUGGCAUAGGCCACAGUUUUCAGUUGAAUGCAAUUGGUUGGAAAUGGAAGCUUACUACGUGUUUGGGUGGAGAUGGCAUUUCUCGGAUUCGGAAUAAGACAACACUUGGUUUGUUUCCUGGCAUGGAUUUGCGUUUUGGGUGGAGGGCAGACUAUGUUCUUCCUGAAAUUACUGGGGCUCUGGGUACCAGUGAACCAUUGUUCAACAUGAACUCUGGACGGUUGGAAGCAUCACUUGAUAGAGUUGAGGCCAUAAUGACCCACAGUGAUAUGGCAUACUGAGCAGCUCAAAAAACCAGGAAAAAAAGAAAAACAGAUGCUCUUGGGAUGGGUCUCAUUUGGAAGCUUCCAGGCUGACAUUACUAUUAUUUUUUCUCAUCAUCUGUUUAUAUGAACUUUGCAUGCAGCUGGAUGAGCUGGAAACUAAAAAGGAUGCCAAGAUUCAGUAUACAUUGAAAAGAAGGUAAUGGAAGGGUCCAAAGUUGGGUCCGUAUUGCCAUUGGUUGGACUUUUUGGGGGAAGCAUAGAUGUUGUUUUGAGUCUGAAAUUUUUUCAUGUAAAAAAAGUUCCUUUAUGUAACCAGGUUCAAUGUACUAGUGGUCACUUUGUCUCUUUAAAGACAAUCCAACGAAUUUCGGAAGUGACGACUCUACUGUGUCAAUCACAUUGGUACUUUCUUAGCAAGCAUGUGUUUACCAUUAGAAUGAAAUAUGCUGUGAAUUCUCAUCA